UGCACGAUGGCGACUCAAGCUGUAGCCAAAUCACUCGCGCCUACUCCCAAGCUACCAGACCUCUCCGGUGAAACCAUCGUGGUUCAGGUUGGCAACGAAGUCAUUCACGUACAUGAAUGUCUGAUCAGCAGCAGUUCUGAGUUCUUCAAGAACGCGACAAAACCAGAAUGGAGGACCGAGUCUCGCCCGAUUGACCUAUCUGACGAGCAGCCCGACAUCUUCAAGAGAUACUGUCAAUGGCUGUACACCGGUUUCAUCGCCCCAGGCCCCCCAGGCCCCCCAGCAGAAAGCAGCUUCCGGUGUCUCGCGUACAUGUACGUCCUAGGAGAGAAGAUCAUCGAUUACGAAUUUCAGAAUGCAGUCAUCCAAGCCAUGAUGUCUGACAUAAGUCGAACAAACGUGGUGAAGGCGCGUUUAUUAGCGAGCGAAACUGGGAGCACUCCUCUGAGCUUUCUCAUCUACCACUCCCUUCAGUUUACAGACUUUACCGUCCCUAUAUCCAACGAGAUGUCGACAGCAACAGCCACCACUUGCAGCACUGCUGCAAUUGUUCUAGUGGCGCCACCCGAGAACUUUGAGAUGCCCAGCCUGAGAGAAGAUGUCGUGCCCAUUCAGCCUAUCGAUAUGUCCGACGUGGAGCUUACGAUUUUCGAGGCAUGUUGCGGAUGGCUGUACACCGGGAAGAUUGUACGUAGCAAGGAAGACGAUUGUUUCAGUCUCCUUGCUAAAUUAUACGUCCUGGGGGAAAAGCUGAUGGAUACUGACUUCAAAAGUGCCAUCAUCGCUGCCAUCAUGCGUUCAAAAAUUGACCGCAAGAUGUAUCCCUGCACUAGAGCGGUACAGAUCAUUUACGCCGGUACGCCUGGCAGGUCGCCAGCGCGACGUCUAAUGGUAGACUUCUGGGUGUUCAGUGCCGGACCAACAUGGAAUGGGCUUUCGGAUUUGAUCGAGGGAACCUGUCCUGAUUUCGUGAAUGAUCUCGCUCGCGAGCUCAUUGUGACACGAGACAGGCCUGACGACUUCGUACAGAGACCAUGGAUCGAGGAUCUUGGUUCAUACCGUGUUGAUAGCGAGACCAAGUAA
Molecule: messenger RNA, 1083 nt
Organism: Alternaria burnsii
Lineage: Eukaryota; Fungi; Ascomycota; Dothideomycetes; Pleosporales; Pleosporaceae
Exons: 5
Molecular function (GO): protein binding
Source: RefSeq, a predicted model, not a curated record